Messenger RNA from Polychytrium aggregatum, 1274 nucleotides. RefSeq lists its product as uncharacterized. Bases 215 to 1117 code for a protein of 300 amino acids. The record is from RefSeq and is a predicted model, not a curated record. Gene Ontology annotation, molecular function: cyclin-dependent protein serine/threonine kinase regulator activity; protein kinase binding. Gene Ontology annotation, cellular component: cyclin-dependent protein kinase holoenzyme complex; nucleus. NCBI's taxonomy places the organism in Eukaryota, Fungi, Chytridiomycota, Chytridiomycetes, Polychytriales. Gene Ontology annotation, biological process: regulation of cyclin-dependent protein serine/threonine kinase activity. The transcript has a single exon.
CAGCGCUUCAGCAGCCACACUUGACUCUCAUCCGCCUUGGUCCGCAUACCCUCCUCUUGCCGCGCCGCCCAGCCCGAAUCGCCUCAGCUCGAAUCGCACCCACCCACCCGCAUCGAAUCGCAUCGAAUCGCAUCGAAUCGCAUCGAAUCGCUUCUACUGCACACCUCUUAGCUCGCACCUCGACCUGGAUCCACCUACCUCGCCAUCGUCCCAAAUGGGCUGCUCCAGAAGUUACUUUGUUCAGCCUCGCAUGCGAGCUCACUCUCGCAAGGCCGUCUCUGCCGACCCAUCCUCGGUCUGCUCCAGCCUCACCCAUGUCUCGCCCAAGACCAAGGCCAUCCCAAACACCAUUCCGGCCCGUACCUACCCCACCAACAGGAGCCCAUCGCCCGUCUCGCUCGGCAUCCUCAAGGCCCACGCCGACUUUGCCACCUUUGUCCUCUUCCGGAUCGCCUACACCCCGACGGUCCGCCCGGCUCGCUCCCGAAGCGAGAUUGUCUCGCUCCCGCAUCUCGAUCAGUUCCAGCAGUUCUCGCGCACGCUCUUCAACAUGCUGGCCCAGUAUCCCAAGCUCCGGCCGUUGUUUUCGCUGGCCUACUUUUAUGCCGCCCAGUUCUGCAAGAUGACCCGCCUGCAGCACCAGCAGAGCCUGGCCCAGCGUCCUCCUAGCCGCAACAGCACAUCUGCCUCCAUCUCUGGCUCCAUCUCUCCGUCGCCGUCCUUGCCCGGAUCCGAUAGCCAGACCAGCCUCUGUCCCUCAUCCAACUCCCAGGACGAGCUCGAGAUCCUCCCCAACCAGCUCCUGUCCAUCUUCCGCAUCGCCCUCAUUCUGGCCCAAAAGUUCCACAACGACCAGCGCUAUUCGAACGACUCGUGGUCCCGCAUCUUCGACAUGCCUCUGCCGGUCCUCAACGAGAUGGAGCGCAAGUUUCUCGCCGCUAUCCAGUACACCCUCCACAUCCGCCCGAGCACCUACGAUAGCUGGCUCGUCGUCAUCCACGAGCUGCGCCAGGAAUACCAUACUCGCAUCCUCCACCGCGAUUCGGCCGAUUCCAGAGCUCCUCUCCCAAUAUCGACCUCGCCUCGAACCUCCUGCAUUGCCGGCGACGCCGAGUGAGCUCUCCCAGCCUCAAUCCCUGGAUGGAUCGAGCCCAGAUGGCAUCGUUCUUCAUAUGAACUGCUCUCAUAAUCCGGACGCCAUCUCUCUCUCUCUCUCUCUCUCGGUCGACCACAUCCAGCCAGGGCCAUCUUUCCUGCAACAUGCCGAUUCCGCC